Molecule: messenger RNA, 1692 nt
Organism: Prionailurus viverrinus (fishing cat)
Lineage: Eukaryota; Metazoa; Chordata; Mammalia; Carnivora; Felidae
Gene: DNAJB5
Product: DnaJ heat shock protein family (Hsp40) member B5
Exons: 5
Coding region: 419-1465 (348 amino acids)
Biological process (GO): negative regulation of transcription by RNA polymerase II
Cellular component (GO): cytosol
Molecular function (GO): protein-folding chaperone binding
Source: RefSeq, a predicted model, not a curated record
UUCCCCGGCCCGCUGUCUGCGGCCGGCGGGCAGGCGACUCCUGUCCAGAGUGGAGGCGGCGGAGCCGGAGCCAGGGGAGGGGGCAGCGGCUGUCUGACGGACCGCGGUGGCGCCCGCAGCUCCUCACUGGUACACACGCUGCCACUCACAAGAGCACGCUUCCACUGCCAGCCUUACCGUCACACUGCCGUACAGCCAUUCAGACAUUGCUGCACCUGAGAGCAGGUGGCCGCCGGACCCUAUUCCUUCAUUCUCCACACCUGGGGAUCAGGUCUAGCUCCUGCUGCACCGGACAGGCCUUGCUGGGCUAGUGCCUCUGAGAACCCGAGGAGGUGGCUUCCAGAGCUGCAGCUUUCCAAGCAGGCUCCGGUGGAGCGAUCAGAGAAACAAGGAGACAAGUGCCGGUCCAGUGGCUGUGAUGGGAAAGGAUUAUUACAAGAUUCUUGGGAUCCCAUCGGGAGCCAACGAGGAUGAGAUCAAGAAAGCCUACCGGAAGAUGGCCUUGAAGUACCACCCAGACAAGAACAAAGAACCCAAUGCUGAGGAGAAGUUUAAGGAGAUUGCAGAGGCCUACGACGUGCUGAGUGACCCUAAGAAACGAGGCCUGUAUGACCAGUAUGGGGAGGAAGGCCUGAAGACCGGCGGUGGUUCAUCAGGUGGCUCCAGUGGCUCCUUUCACUACACCUUUCACGGGGACCCCCACGCCACCUUUGCCUCCUUCUUUGGUGGCUCCAACCCCUUCGAUAUCUUCUUUGCCAGCAGCCGUUCCACUAGACCCUUCAGUGGCUUUGACCCAGAUGACAUGGAUGUGGAUGAAGAUGAGGAUCCAUUUGGCGCCUUUGGCCGCUUUGGCUUCAAUGGGCUGAGUAGGGGCCCAAGGCGGGCCCCCGAACCACUAUACCCUCGGCGCAAGGUGCAGGACCCACCUGUGGUACAUGAGCUGCGGGUGUCCCUGGAGGAGAUCUACCACGGCUCCACCAAGCGCAUGAAGAUCACAAGGCGGCGCCUCAACCCUGAUGGGCGAACUGUGCGUACUGAGGACAAGAUCCUGCACAUUGUCAUCAAGCGUGGCUGGAAGGAAGGCACCAAGAUCACCUUCCCCAAAGAAGGUGAUGCCACACCUGACAACAUCCCUGCUGACAUCGUCUUUGUGCUCAAAGACAAGCCCCACGCACACUUCCGUCGAGAUGGCACCAAUGUGCUCUACAGUGCCCUGAUCAGCCUCAAGGAGGCGCUGUGUGGCUGCACUGUGAACAUUCCCACUAUUGAUGGCCGGGUGAUCCCAUUACCCUGCAAUGACGUCAUCAAGCCAGGCACCGUGAAGAGACUCCGUGGGGAGGGCCUUCCUUUCCCCAAGGUGCCCACCCAGCGAGGAGACCUCAUUGUCGAGUUCAAAGUUCGCUUCCCAGACAGAUUAACACCACAGACACGACAGAUCCUUAAGCAGCACCUACCCUGUUCCUAGGCUCUGCCCCAGCCAGCCCAGAGUCUACCACAGCAAUACCCCCUACACUCACCCACCCAAUGUGCACCCAGCUUGAUGUCCACUGGACACUGGCAACUUUUUCUAAAAUGCAAAAAAAAAAAAAAAAAAAAAGCCACUGGAUUUCAGGAAAAUGUUCCUGUCCCUGACCCCUUUCAGAGCUGGGCUGCCUUGGGGAAGUGGGUGGGAGGUGGGGAGAGCUAGCCCAG